Molecule: messenger RNA, 2133 nt
Organism: Castor canadensis (American beaver)
Lineage: Eukaryota; Metazoa; Chordata; Mammalia; Rodentia; Castoridae
Source: RefSeq, a predicted model, not a curated record
AUGGCAGAUGGGCGGAAACGGCGCCGGCGCCCUGAGGAUGAAGGUUGCCUGCGGAGCGAGCGACGCCCACGGCGUCUGUUGAGCGGCGGCUGGGCGGGGCGGCGCGAUUCCCGAGCCCAGGCGGUGGAGGUGCGGUCACCGGCCCGGGUCGACAAUGGCCGGGAGUUGGCGCAUGGCUGGAAACUGCUUUUUCUACCUCUUCAGGAGAAGCUUAGAGAUCUGGUGAUGGCUGUCAAGCAGCCCCUUCCUGAUAGACUCCAGGUCUUGGUUUCCUUUGAGGAUGUGGCUUUGCUCCUUUCCCAGGAUGAGUGGGGAUGCCUGGGCCCUGCUCAGAGAGGCCUCUACAGGGAUGUGAUGCUGGAGACCUAUGGAAACCUAGUCUCCCUAGGUUAUGAUUCUAGGAUUGAAAAACAGGAAUUGACUCCAAAGCAAGAAAUUCCUGAAGGAAUAGAAUCCCAGAGCGCAAAAUCAGAAGAUCAUGUAAGGAUUGUUUCUAAGGAAACUGAAGAGAUGAGCAGAAGUGGGGGACAGUUAGAGAAUUGCCAAAGGGGAUUUGCAGCAGGAGGACUCAGGACACACUGCUCCCAGAAGAUCAACCUUAGAUCAGGCCCCAUGGCCCAUUUAGACAGCCCCACAGGGAAGAGCAGACACACACUAGUACCACUGGUACUCAGUGUUCCCCAGACUCAGACCCUGCUGCACAUCACAGAGUUUCUAGAGAUGGGGGUCUCUGUCAGAGUGUGUUGUGGAUUAAGAACUCUCAGCAUAGGGAAGACCUCAUUUACCCCUUAUGUCCCUAUGUGGGAAAAAGAGUCUGUCACCAGAGGAUUCACACUGGAGAGAAACCUUACAAAUCAUUGUAAAAUUCACACUGGAGAAAAACCCUAUGAGUGUAAUGAAUGUGGGAAAGCUUUUAGCACACGUCCAUCUUACAUCCAACAUCUAAAAAUUCAUACUGGAGAGAAACCUCAUGAGUGUAAUCAGUUUGGGAAAGACUUUAGUCAUUGCUCUAAUCUGAUUCACCACCAGAGAAUUCACAGUGGAGAGAAACCUCACCAGUGUAAGGAAUGUGGGAAGGCCUUCAGCAGACAGUCACACCUUGUUCAGCACCAGAGAGUUCAUUCUGGAGAGAAGCCUUAUGAUUGCAGUGAGUGUGGCAAAGCCUUCAGUACACGCUUACCUCUCAUUCGGCAUCAGAGGAUUCAUAUGGGAGAGAAGCCCUAUGAAUGUAAUGAAUGUGGAAAAUCCUUUAGCCUGAACAGAACACUUACUGUUCAUCAGAGCAUUCACACUGGAGAGAAACCCUGUAAGUGCAAUGAGUGUGGGAAAUCCUUCAGUCAGCACUCACAAGUUACUCAACAUAAAAGAAUUCACACUGGAGAGAAGCCUUACAUCUGCAGUGAAUGUGGAAAACCACUCAGUGCCCGACUGUCCCUUACCCAGCAUCAGAGGAUUCACACUGGGGAGAAACCUAGCUGCAGCAAGUGUGGGAAGGCCUUUAGUCAAAAGGGACAUCUUUUUCAACAUCAGUGCAUUCACACUGGAGAGAAGCCCUAUGAAUGUGAACAGUGUGGAAAAGCUUUCAGUCAGAGUUUUAACCUCAUUCACCAUCAGAGAACACACAAUGGUAAGAAGCCCUACAAGUGUAAUGAAUGUGACAAAGCCUUCAGUAUGCUUUCUUCUCUUGUUCAACAUCAAAGAAGAAUUCACACUGGAGAGAAUCCUUAUGAGUGCAGUGACUGUGGGAAGGCCUUCAAUGUUCACUCUUCUCUCAUUCAGCAUGACAGAAUCCAUACCGGUGAGAAGACUUAUGACUGCACUGAGUAUGGUAAAGCCUUCAGUCAGCAUUCAUAGUUCAUUCAGCAUCAGAGAGUUCACACUGGAGAGAAACCUUACAUGUGCAAUGAGUGUGAGAAAUCCUUCAGUGCUCGCUUAUCCUUCAUGCAACAUAAGAGAAUACACACUGGAGAGAAGCCCUACAAAUGCACUGCAUGUGGAAAAUCCUUCCGACAAAGCUCUUACCUUAUUCGACACCAGAGAAUUCACAGUAUGCGCACGGGCCUGUCCCCAGCGCUCCGCCCCGCCCACCGAGCGCCGGACCCCCAGCGCGUACUGCGGAACCCUGCGUCGUAG